Molecule: messenger RNA, 957 nt
Organism: Rhizoctonia solani
Lineage: Eukaryota; Fungi; Basidiomycota; Agaricomycetes; Cantharellales; Ceratobasidiaceae
Product: glycosyltransferase family 2 protein
Exons: 5
Coding region: 1-957 (318 amino acids)
Cellular component (GO): endoplasmic reticulum membrane
Source: RefSeq, a predicted model, not a curated record
AUGUUAUUGGCCCUUACUCUUACCACAGUCUGCCUUUUUCUCGUAUUGGUGUAUAUCCUGCUCGUGGUACUUUCACCCUCUAUACCAACCCCGGGCCCAGAAGCAUUCAAGUACCGCUCAAACUCGGAACCUACCAUCGCAUAUCCUCUCCCCUCCUCAACCGCACCAGCAGAAUGUGACUUGUCCGUUGUCAUUCCGGCUUACAAUGAAGCAAAGCGACUCCCGCCCAUGCUUACCGAAGCCCUCAAUCACGUACUCGGAAACAAGCUUUGGCGGAGCGUUGAAUUCCUAAUCGUUGAUGAUGGGAUUAAGCUUCCUCAAAAUAGCGGAAAAGGAUCGGCGGUCAAGCACGGGAUGUUACACGCUCGAGGCGAACGCAUGCUCAUGGUCGACGCCGACGGUGCUUCGAAAUUCUCCGACCUUGACAAGCUCUGGGAUGCAAUGGACAAUGGCGCUGACGUUGUUUGCGGGAGUCGUGCCCAUCUAGUUGGGACAGAUGCGGUUGUCAAGCGCUCCUUUAUCAGAAAUACAUUGAUGUAUGGCCUCCAUACACUGCUCCGUUUCCUCGGAGUUUCACAUAUCAGGGAUACGCAAUGUGGCUUCAAGCUUUUUACGCGUCCAGCUGCCCAUACGCUCUUCCAAACGUUGCAUAUACCUCAUUGGAUUUUCGAUGUGGAAUUGCUCGUGGUCGCGCUCAUGUGUGGAAUGAAGACUGAUGAAGUCGCUGUUGGGUGGCAUGAAGUCGCAGGCUCUAAGAUAAACAUUCUGUGGGAUACGCUUGAAAUGUUACGUGACUUGCUUGUUCUGCGCGCCAACUACGUCACAGGGCGCUGGAAGGUCGUUCGCGUCGACAAUGCGCAGACAAAUGGAAGCGCGGGGAACGGUCAUGUGACCGACUUGGAGAACAAGUCAGCUGCUAAUUUGCGUCGACGAGUUGUGGACGCUACACAAAAGUAA